AUGUCCUCCAUACGGGAAUCUGUACGAGAAUCAAACGGCGCAGUAACAAACCCAGCAGUAACAAACCCAGCAGUAACAAACCCAGCAGUAACAAACCCAGCAGUAACAAACCCAGCAGUAACAAACCCAGCAGUAACAAACCCAGCAGUAACAAACCCAGCAGUAACAAACCCAGCAGUAACAAACCCAGCAGUAACAAACCCAGCAGUAACAAACCCAGCAGUAACAAACCCAGCAGUAACAAACCCAGCAGUAACAAACCCAGCAGUAACAAACCCAGCAGUAACAAACCCAGCAGUAACAAACCCAGCAGUAACAAACCCAGCAGUAACAAACCCAGCAGUAACAAACCCAGCAGUAACAAACCCAGCAGUAACAAACCCAGCAGUAACAAACCCAGCAGUAACAAACCCAGCAGUAACAAACCCAGCAGUAACAAACCCAGCAGUAACAAACCCAGCAGUAACAAACCCAGCAGUAACAAACCCAGCAGUAACAAACCCAGCAGUAACAAACCCAGCAGUAACAAACCCAGCAGUAACAAACCCAGCAGUAACAAACCCAGCAGUAACAAACCCAGCAGUAACAAACCCAGCAGUAACAAACCCAGCAGUAACAAACCCAGCAGUAACAAACCCAGCAGUAACAAACCCAGCAGUAACAAACCCAGCAGUAACAAACCCAGCAGUAACAAACCCAGCAGUAACAAACCCAGCAGUAACAAACCCAGCAGUAACAAACCCAGCAGUAACAAACCCAGCAGUAACAAACCCAGCAGUAACAAACCCAGCAGUAACAAACCCAGCAGUAACAAACCCAGCAGUAACAAACCCAGCAGUAACAAACCCAGCAGUAACAAACCCAGCAGUAACAAACCCAGCAGUAACAAACCCAGCAGUAACAAACCCAGCAGUAACAAACCCAGCAGUAACAAACCCAGCAGUAACAAACCCAGCAGUAACAAACCCAGCAGUAACAAACCCAGCAGUAACAAACCCAGCAGUAACAAACCCAGCAGUAACAAACCCAGCAGUAACAAACCCAGCAGUAACAAACCCAGCAGUAACAAACCCAGCAGUAACAAACCCAGCAGUAACAAACCCAGCAGUAACAAACCCAGCAGUAACAAACCCAGCAGUAACAAACCCAGCAGUAACAAACCCAGCAGUAACAAACCCAGCAGUAACAAACCCAGCAGUAACAAACCCAGCAGUAACAAACCCAGCAGUAACAAACCCAGCAGUAACAAACCCAGCAGUAACAAACCCAGCAGUAACAAACCCAGCAGUAACAAACCCAGCAGUAACAAACCCAGCAGUAACAAACCCAGCAGUAACAAACCCAGCAGUAACAAACCCAGCAGUAACAAACCCAGCAGUAACAAACCCAGCAGUAACAAACCCAGCAGUAACAAACCCAGCAGUAACAAACCCAGCAGUAACAAACCCAGCAGUAACAAACCCAGCAGUAACAAACCCAGCAGUAACAAACCCAGCAGUAACAAACCCAGCAGUAACAAACCCAGCAGUAACAAACCCAGCAGUAACAAACCCAGCAGUAACAAACCCAGCAGUAACAAACCCAGCAGUAACAAACCCAGCAGUAACAAACCCAGCAGUAACAAACCCAGCAGUAACAAACCCAGCAGUAACAAACCCAGCAGUAACAAACCCAGCAGUAACAAACCCAGCAGUAACAAACCCAGCAGUAACAAACCCAGCAGUAACAAACCCAGCAGUAACAAACCCAGCAGUAACAAACCCAGCAGUAACAAACCCAGCAGUAACAAACCCAGCAGUAACAAACCCAGCAGUAACAAACCCAGCAGUAACAAACCCAGCAGUAACAAACCCAGCAGUAACAAACCCAGCAGUAACAAACCCAGCAGUAACAAACCCAGCAGUAACAAACCCAGCAGUAACAAACCCAGCAGUAACAAACCCAGCAGUAACAAACCCAGCAGUAACAAACCCAGCAGUAACAAACCCAGCAGUAACAAACCCAGCAGUAACAAACCCAGCAGUAACAAACCCAGCAGUAACAAACCCAGCAGUAACAAACCCAGCAGUAACAAACCCAGCAGUAACAAACCCAGCAGUAACAAACCCAGCAGUAACAAACCCAGCAGUAACAAACCCAGCAGUAACAAACCCAGCAGUAACAAACCCAGCAGUAACAAACCCAGCAGUAACAAACCCAGCAGUAACAAACCCAGCAGUAACAAACCCAGCAGUAACAAACCCAGCAGUAACAAACCCAGCAGUAACAAACCCAGCAGUAACAAACCCAGCAGUAACAAACCCAGCAGUAACAAACCCAGCAGUAACAAACCCAGCAGUAACAAACCCAGCAGUAACAAACCCAGCAGUAACAAACCCAGCAGUAACAAACCCAGCAGUAACAAACCCAGCAGUAACAAACCCAGCAGUAACAAACCCAGCAGUAACAAACCCAGCAGUAACAAACCCAGCAGUAACAAACCCAGCAGCACCAGGCUCUGUUCAUGGUGCACCACAACCUGGUAAGCCCACGAUUUUCACAGAACGGGAGUUUGACAAAAAUUCGGACAUCAUGCUGCUAAGUCCAACAAAAUCACCUCAAGAGGCUAAAGGCUCUUCUACGGCAGCAUAUAAGGCUGCAACCGAGGAACGUGGGCUCGAUCUGUAUAAAAUUACUGCAAUGCAAGAAAUAUUAUGUGGACAGUGUGUGACAUAUAUUGUGAAUGGUUUCUGCUACUCGUUAACUGAUAUGAAGCUGGUGUUUUAG
Molecule: messenger RNA, 2766 nt
Organism: Schistocerca cancellata (South American locust)
Lineage: Eukaryota; Metazoa; Arthropoda; Insecta; Orthoptera; Acrididae
Exons: 3
Coding region: 1-2766 (921 amino acids)
Source: RefSeq, a predicted model, not a curated record